Messenger RNA from Spirodela intermedia, 4937 nucleotides. The record is from the annotation of a GenBank genome assembly. NCBI's taxonomy places the organism in Eukaryota, Viridiplantae, Streptophyta, Magnoliopsida, Alismatales, Araceae.
AUGGUGCCUUCGGGUCCCCCGGCAUCUGUAGGCGGAGCACAGUCGGUCUCUCCCACCAUGCUUAGAACAAACUCUGCCAUUAUUGCAGGAGGGCAGGCAGUUUCUGUCCCUUCACAGUCUCCUUUCCCCUCUCUGGUCUCACCCAGGACCCAGUUCAACAAUAACACCAACAAUAUGAGUCUCCUUGGUAACAUGCCAAACGUCUCUUCCCUCCUAAACCACACCUUUGGAAAUGGGGGGUCUCUCUCUGGGAUGGGGCUGCCAAACGCAUCGGUGAAUCUCCAACAGCGUGGUAAUGGAGGUGCCAUGGAGUUAGUUGGUUCUGCUGAGUCUGAACCCCUUUCUUUUACUCCGACUGCACAAGCCCAAGGGCAGCACUUUCAGAACCCCUCUGCUAAUCAAGGAGUGUUGGAUAAUUUGCAACCUCAGCAACGGACUGAAGCGAUGCAAAGUUUCCAACCACCGUUCUCUCUGUCGCACAGCCAACAGCAACAACUCCGAGGAGGGUUGGGGAACAUGGUAGCCGUCAAAUUGGAGCCACAUAUGGGUACAUCUGAUCACAACUUACCUCCACAUCAACUACAGUCGUUGCGCAAUUUAGGGUCUGUUAAAGCAGAACCGCAGAUGCAGUCUAUAGCAAGUUUGAGUCCAGUUAAAAUGGAGACUCAUCAGCAUUCGGACCCUGCGUUAUUUUUGCAACAACAACAGCAGCAACAGCAACAGCAGCAGCAACGGCAGCAGCAGCAGCAGCAGCAGCAAUUAUUACAUCUGCCUCGGCAGACACCUCAUACAGCUGCACAGAUGAAUCUUCUUCAGCAGCAGCAGCAACGGAUCAUGCAGAUAAAGCAACAACAGCAGCAACAACAAAUUCUUAAAUCACUCCCUCAACAGAGGUUGCAGCAACAGCAGCAGCUUCAGCAGCAGGCUCUUUCUUUGAGAUCUCAAGUCAAACCAUCUGCUUAUGAACCAGGAACGUGUGCUCGGCGUUUGACCCAUUAUAUGUUUUACCAGAAGCACAGGCCUUCUGUAAGUUGUUAUUUUGGGCGAAUAACGUCUAUACUCAUCCUUAGUAUCCAAUGUUUUGCGAUUUUUCUUGUUCUUUCUCAAUGAUUUUUAUGUGAUAUAUGGUGCAGGAUAAUAACAUUGAAUUUUGGAGGAAAUUUGUUGCUGAGUACUUUGCGCCUCAUGCCAGAAAGAGAUGGUGUGUCUCUUUAUAUGGAACUGGUCGACAGACUACUGGUGUAUUCCCUCAGGUCUAUUACUAACAUUUGAGAAAACUUUCAGGAUUCCGAGCUAGUUAUUACAUUCUGUUGAGGAAAUCCUGUUCGUGACUUUUGCUGCAUUGUAGUUGUGUUGUACAGUGAUGACGUAUUGUAAUACGUGUUUUUUCUGUAAAUAUGUAGGAUGUCUGGCACUGUGAAAUCUGCAACUGUAAGCCAGGUCGUGGCUUUGGUAUGUAUAAUUUUGUUUUCGAUUAACUGAUGGCUAUUGAUUUUCUUUGUGUUGGGUUCAGUUAAAAACAUUUGGAUCAUGUUUGAAUCCAUGAUGAAGAAAAAUUUGUACUAUGAGACUAAUUUUGUAUUUUGGCUGAUAUUUUCAGAGACAACAGUUGAGGUUUUGCCGAGGUUAUACAAGAUCAAGUAUGACAGUGGUACUCAGGAGGAGCUUCUUUAUGUUGACAUGCCACGCGAAUAUCAGAAUGCGUCUGGACAAAUUGUCCUUGAUUAUGCAAAAGCUAUUCAAGAAAGUGUGUUUGAGCAGUUGCGAGUAGUUCGUGAUGGUCAGCUGCGAAUUGUUUUCUCUUCAGAUCUUAAGGUUGGUCAUUAUGCGUUACAGUAAACCAUGUAAUUUUGCAGCUUGCUAUUUCUAAUUUUGUUCGACUUUUUCAGAUAUGUUCUUGGGAGUUUUGUGCAAGGCGACAUGAAGAGCUUAUCCCUAGAAGAUUGAUAAUACCUCAGGUAUUCUCCUACAGCUUUUCCGAGUUGGUGUGGUAUUCAGUUGUGCUUGCUGAAUGUUUUCAUAGACUGUCUUAUGUCGUGGAAGAAUGAUAGCAAGUCCUUCUCUGCAGGUUAGUCAACUUGGACAGGUUGUGCAGAAAUAUCAGGCUGCUACUCAAAACGGAGUGUCCAGCUUGUCAGCUCAAGAGGUGCAGAAUAGUUGUAAUUUGUAAGUCUCCCUCAUUCCUGCUGGAAUGGAAACUUUCCUUCUAAUUUGUUCUCAAUUUGGUUUUCAGCCUAAUUUUCUUCAAAGUUUCUGGUAUUAUUUUCUCCCCCGAAUGAAGAUCUCAUACAUGGGCUUGCCAUUUAUUUUGGAUUGAUCGCUGAUUGAUGUAUAAUUUACAAAUUAAUUAAUCCCAUACUAUCCACUUUUGAAAUGUGGUUGGCAUAUGAUUAAUUGAGCAUAUGCGUGUUCUUUGUCUGUGUGUUGCACUGUUGAUUGCAUAACUUUUUUUUUUCGUGUUUUAAUUGUUCCUGAUUAUGACGAUCGUUUGUAUCAGCCCGUCGUAUGACAUUGAUUUUACACGGUGUUCAGAGUCAAUCUUGAGCCAAUCAGUUUGACUAUUUACUGACCUUUUCAGUCAACUUCUCAUAUUUUGCUAAUUCACAAGUGUAGUAUGCAAAUGGGAGAUAUGAUGAGGACUGGUUAUAGAUCUCUCUUAAUAGUUCCCAAACCACAGGCUGCGCCAGAUUGUUUGGUUCCAGCCGAUUUCCUUUGCUCAAGUUCGGAAAGGAUUGGCUAGGCCAGUCUUCCUUGCUAACCCAGUCUGUUGACGACGUUAGUAUUUAAUUUGGAAAAAUAAAUAAAUUUAGUGGUUGUGUGAAUAUUUGUUUUAAAAUCUGUGUACUAAAGUAUAAUAACAGAAAAAAUAUUAAAUGGGAACUUUAGUUGAAAAAAAUUCAAAUAUUUAGAAGUCAUUCUACUUUUAUAUUUCCAUUGAGGUGGGGCAAAAAGAAAAGAAAUGAGAAAGAGAAUGGUCUACUUGGUUUCCAUCCACAAUUAUUUUUUUAUCAGCGUGAACAUCUUCCAGACUCUGUAGAGAAGUCAGAUUAUGUGAUGCGAAUGUUAUCCCCUGUCCGAUUAGAAACCUUCAAUUUUUUUAUUAAUAUUUUCAUCGUGCGAAUUGAAUCAUGAUUAUGUUAUGAUUUUCCUCUAGAUUUGUUGCAUCUACUCGUCAGUUGGCUAAAGCAUUGGAGGUGCCAUUGGUCAAUGAUUUGGGAUACACAAAGAGAUACGUCCGUUGCCUGCAGGUAAUUAGUUUGCCAACGCUGCACUCUCUGCCUACCAAGAGAGAGAAAGCAAAGAUGAAGGGCGAGAGAGAGAGAGAGAGGAACGAAAUUAGAGUCUCAACAUGUGUUUCGCAUUUGAAUGCAUGGUCUCAUCUGCACAUCAGUGAUGAUAUUGACUGAUCACCGUUUGGGUUUUGCUGCAGAUUGCAGAGGUAGUGAACUGUAUGAAGGACCUAAUCGAUUGCAGCAGGGAAACGGGGACCGGGCCUAUGGGUAAUUAUUUCUUCCCCUACACUGGUUAUUUAUUUUCCUUAGGACUCCAAAAGCAUAUUACUCGUCAUCUUCAAACUUGCACUCGCCUCUCAAAUGACCGGUGAAAGUAAGCAUCAAAUCGUUCCAUGUUUUUUUUUACAGUUAUCAGUAUUAUAUGGUUCUAAAUAUUUUUGAUCAUGAAAAUUCUCGAUUUUUCUGUGAAACAAUAAUCUGUCAACUUCCACGUGAUCUUGGUAUGGAAAAGUGAUCUUAUGUUUGAAUAUUUAUCUUCCUUGGGGAAUCUCAUAGCGUUUAGUUGUAACCUCAAAACUUGCACUCAAGUGCCCAGUGAAAGUAAGCAUCAAAUCGUUGCAUGUGUCAAAUUUUAAUUUUCUAUUAAAUGGGUUCUAAAUAUUUUAUGAUCAUGAAAAUUCUCAACUUUUCAGAGAAAUAAGAAUAAAAAUUAUCUCUUGGAAGAACUUGAUUACUCCAUCAGGCUAACCCAUUCUUGUGUGAUUUUUAUUUUCAGAGAGCCUGGUCAACUUCCCGAGGAGAACCUCCAGCUCCUCUGGGAUAACCUCCAUGCCCAACCCACAAGCUGACGAACAACAGCCGGGCCCACCAAACUCCAACCUCGACGACCAAAACCCGGCCCGGCCCGGCCAGCUCGCUUCCGGGAACAACAGCGUCGUAAGUGUAAAUCACCCUCUCAAUCCCUCCUCAUCCUCUUCCUCCGCCACCGCCAUUGCCAGCCUCCAAAACUCCAUCAACGCCAGACCAGAAAACACCAUGAGCAGCGUCACCAGCUCCUACCCGGCAGUCCAGAUCCCCUCCGCCAGCUCCUCCAGUAAUUUGCCGCCCUCCCAGCCAAACCCUCCUUCCCCCUUCCCCUCCCCGACCCCCUCUGCAUCCGCCACCAAUGGGCCGCCGCCGUCCCACAUGAGCACCUCCUGCUUGCCCACCAGCGCCGCCACAAUGCCGCAGCCGGCUGGCCCGGCCAACGACUUGGACCCGGUGGCGGGUUCCCAGAGCUCAGUGCAGCAGAUCCUGCAGGAGAUGAUGAUGUCGUCACAGCUGAGCAGUGUCGGCGCACUUGGCGGUGAUAUGAAGGUGCCCAAUGGGAUCGCUCUGGGUCUUGGAGGCAUGGUUGGGAAUGGCGUGGUUAACCCACCCGGAGUUGGCGGCAGUGGUGGCUCUGGGGGAGGAGGCUAUGGGACCAUGGGCGGCGGUGGCAUCGGUGGCGGGAUUGGCCCCUCAGUGGCGGCCGGAGGAAUCAGAGCAGCAAUGGCGAAUAACUCCCUCAGCUUCAAUGGGAGAGUUGGGAUGAGCUCGUUGGGUCCGGACCCGGCGGCCGUGAGCCAUCAGCAGCAGGAGCUGGGGAGCCGGCUGUUGAGUGGCGGGCUUGGAGCGGCAGGCAACUUUAAUAAUCUCCAGUUCGCUUGGAAGACCUCUCCUUGA